Molecule: messenger RNA, 2856 nt
Organism: Trifolium pratense (red clover)
Lineage: Eukaryota; Viridiplantae; Streptophyta; Magnoliopsida; Fabales; Fabaceae
Product: putative receptor protein kinase ZmPK1
Exons: 1
Coding region: 168-2558 (796 amino acids)
Biological process (GO): recognition of pollen; protein phosphorylation
Molecular function (GO): ATP binding; protein serine/threonine kinase activity
Source: RefSeq, a predicted model, not a curated record
CAUUAAAUUUGUAUUUAGCAACAUACCAACACUAUCCUUCCCUUUGUAAAAAUUGGAAUAUGAUACAUAAAGUAAUGUUGCAGUAGUGUUGCUGACAGUACAUUUCUAAGGCACAUUUUUAAUAUAGUUUCUCUUGUUUGUUGAUAUUUAAACUGUUCCACAUAAAUAUGGAUUUGUCAUUCACACUCUUUCUUCUAGUAUUGGCCUUUUCAUUCCAAUGUUCAUCAUCAUCAUCAUCAUCAUCAUCAUCAUCAUCAUCACUGAGAAAAGGUUCAUCCCUCUCAGUAGAAAAUCCAAAUGAUAAAAUCAUCUCACAUAAUGGCAUGUUCUCUGCUGGCUUUACUGCCAUUGGUGAAAAUGCUUAUUCCUUUGCCAUAUGGUUCACAGAACAAAAUUCUCUUAACAACACAAUCGUUUGGAUGGCAAAUCGCGAUCAACCCGUUAAUGGAAAACGAUCAAAACUCACCCUUUUAAACACAGGAAACAUUGUCUUGUUUGAUGUUUCUUUAAACAAUGUUUGGUCUUCAAACACAGCAUCAUUGAAACCAUUAGAGUUACAUCUCAAAAAUGAUGGAAAUCUUGUGUUGCGUGAGCUUCAAGGAACCAAAAUUUUGUGGCAGAGUUUUGAUUCUCCAACAGAUACUCUUCUUCCUGGUCAACCUCUUACAAGAUAUACAGAGCUUGUAGCUUCAAGAAGUGAGAGUAACUAUUCAACUGGCUUCUACAAGUUCUCCUUUGAUGAUUCAAAUGUUCUUGUUCUUCGUUAUGAUGGCCCGGAUAUUUCUAGCUCUUAUUGGCCAAAACCUUGGCUGCUAAUUUCGCAAACCGGCAGGGCUAGUUUCAAUGGUAGCAGAAUUGCAAUCUUGGACUAUUUCGGUAAUUUCCUUUCAUCAGAUAAUUUAACUUUUAUAACUUCUGAUUAUGGAACAAUUCUACCAAGAAGAAUGAAAAUGGAUCCUGAUGGUAAUGUUAGAGUAUAUAGCCGAACUAAUGUGUCGCAAAAUUGGUAUGUUUCCUGGCAAGCAAUUUAUGGUGCUUGUAUAGCUCAUGGGAUUUGUGGAGAUAAUAGUACAUGUAGUUAUAGUCCUAAGCAUGGAAGAAAAUGUUCUUGUAUUCCAGGUUAUAGAGUCAAGAAUCAUAGUGAUUGGUCUUAUGGUUGCGAACCUAUGUUCGAUUUUACUUGCAAUAGAAGCGAGUCUACCUUUUUAGGGAUGGUAAAUGUUGAGUUUUAUGGGUAUGACAUUCACUAUGUUGAAGUUAGUAACUAUAGUUCUUGUGAGAAAUUAUGCUUACAAGAUUGUAAUUGUAAAGGAUUUCAGCACGGUUUUGGAUCGGGAAAAGGCUUUUAUAAGUGUUAUACAAAAACACAAUUGAGAAAUGGAAGGCAUUCGCCAUUCUUUGUAGGAACAACAUACUUGAGAUUGCCUAAAGGUAAUAACUUUUCGAAACAAGAAACUUCCACUCCAGGUGACCAUAUUUGUCAAGUGAAACUUCAAAGAGUUUUCGUUAGUGCAAGCGAGAGUCAUUUUGUGAAGUUUUUUUUAUGGUUUGUCACCGCGAUUGGAGCUUUCGAGGUGGUCUUCAUUUUUGUCAUUUGGUGUUCCCUAUUAAGGACGCACCAAAAUACUAAUGCAGACCAACAGGGCUACCAUCUAGCGGAUAUUGGGUUCCGAAAAUUCAGUUACUUGGAGCUAAAGAAAGCAACAAAAGGGUUCAGUCAAGAGAUCGGAAGAGGCGGAGGAGGGGUUGUUUACAAAGGGAUAUUAUCUGAUGAAAGACAUGCUGCAAUAAAGAGACUUUACAAUGCUCAACAAGGAGGAGAAGGCGAGUUUCUCGCUGAAGUAGGCAUCAUUGGAAGGCUUAAUCACAUGAAUUUGAUUGAAAUGUGGGGAUAUUGUGCUGAGGGAAAAUAUAGAUUAUUGGUUUAUGAAUACAUGGAAAAUGGUUCUUUAGCUGACAAUUUGUCAUCUAAUAAACUUGAUUGGAGUAAAAGGUACAAAAUUGCUUUAGCAAUAGCAAGAGUUUUAGCAUAUCUACAUGAAGAAUGCUUGGAGUGGAUUUUACAUUGUGAUAUAAAGCCACAAAAUAUACUUCUUGAUUCUAACUUUCAACCCAAGUUAGCUGAUUUUGGAUUGUCUAAACUCCAAAACAGAAACAACCUCAACAAUUCAAGUGUGUCUAUGAUUAGAGGAACAAGAGGAUAUAUGGCUCCUGAGUGGAUUUUCAAUUUGCCCAUAACAUCUAAAGUGGAUGUUUAUAGCUAUGGAAUUGUUGUGUUGGAAAUGAUAACAGGAAAAAGUCCAACUACAUGUUUCAAAAUUGUUAAUGGAGAAGAGGAAAGUGAUGGAAGAUUGGUUACAUGGGUGAGAGAAAAAAGAGGCAGUAACAUAUUUUGGUUGGAGGAAAUUGUUGAUCCUAAUAUUGGAUUAAAUUAUGAUAAAAGUAAGAUGGAGAUUUUGGCUAAAGUUGCUUUGGAUUGUGUUGUGGAUGAAAGAGAUUCAAGGCCUACUAUGAGUGGAGUAGUUGAGAUGCUUCAAUUCCAUGGAAGUGAUGCUUAGUGAAGUACUAUGAUAAAAUUGUACCUGGUAUAUAUUUUAUUUUAUUGUCAUUUUCAAAAUAUCAGAGCUAAUAUGUGAAUAAUGUAUUAAGCUAUAUGUAAAUGAAAGAGAGUUAAAAGUUAACCAUUUGAGAUUGUGUCUACUAAAAAAUGCCAAGUUUAGCUUGUCAAGUUUACUAUGACAAGCACAUAUGGGUUAGUUUUUGUUUUUGGCUUUUCUUAAUACUACUAGUUUCUAUUUUGUUCCACUUUGUGAAUUGUCUUUAUCUCCCAUUAGGGUUUGAUUAUAUGGUUCUAUU